AUCUCCGACGGACCUAGCCUCAGCCCAACACCAACCUCCAUGAUGGAUCUCUCCCUCAACCUCACCAGCACCCACGUCGUAGUCACUGGCGGCGCUGGUCUGAUCGGCCGAGUCGUCUGCGAUGCGUUCGCAGCCGCCGGUGCAAGGGUCUCCAGUCUUGACAUCGCCCAUGGGGAAAUCAGUUAUCGGGGCCCCAAUGCAGCUAUACUGGAGAUACACUGCGAUAUCUCAGACCCGGAGCAGGUUGCCGCUGCUUUCGAAACAGCGUAUGGCUUCCGCAACAUGGUCCACUGUUGCGUCGCACUCGGUAGCUUGGAUCUCAGUGUUCUUGAGCACACAUCCACUAUCGCCGCCGCAAGCUUCGAACAGAUGAAGAGAGUUCUAGAUGUCAAUGUUGCUGGGACUUGGUUGACAGCGCGGGAGUGGUUAAGGGGUCUGAAGGGUGUUAUAGAUGAGAAUAGACAAGAGAAGGAAACCGCGAAGAAUGUGGGAUUGAUAAUCGUGGGAAGCGAAAGCGGGUGGUUUGGAGAAAGAGGGAAUGCGGACUACGCCAUGGCGAAGAGUGCGGUACAAGGAGGAUUGCUGAUGAGUCUGAAAGCUGAUGCUCCGAGAGUUUGGGAGGGUGCUAGAGUCAACGCGAUUGCUCCCGGCGCAGUCGAUACGGAAAGGUUCAAGCAAGAGUGCCAGGAGAACCCUGAGCAAUAUUGGCUUGACUGUCAAGGAACGACUGCUCUUCGAAAGCCGGUCUCACCGGAGGCUGUUGCAAAGACCAUUUUAUUUCUCGCGAGUGAAAACUUCAGUGGCCGUAUCCAUGGUCAAGUUUUGAACGUAGAUAGUGGAAAGCAAGGAAAGGUUAUGUGGACUAAGGAAGAGUGCAAGUAGUGAGUCUACGGAAAAUAAGAGAUUAUAAGUAUUAGUUCCAUGGCCUCGAGGCAUGGAGCGAGAUCGGGUUGACUAGAUCAUAAUUUCUUUUCUUUGAUGAGUAUCAUGAGCUUUCUACCAUUCCAAAGUCACUGCUCAUGAUUUCAUAUACACAUGCGCCUUCCUCUAGGUCUCAUUGUGCAGGUCUUUCCAAAAAUGCAUCGA
This is a messenger RNA of Mytilinidion resinicola, 1086 nucleotides long. Its product is annotated as NAD-P-binding protein. The record is from RefSeq and is a predicted model, not a curated record. NCBI's taxonomy places the organism in Eukaryota, Fungi, Ascomycota, Dothideomycetes, Mytilinidiales, Mytilinidiaceae. The coding region runs from base 43 to 882 and encodes 279 amino acids. The transcript has 3 exons.